AUGUCACUUUCGUCAACAAAUUCGCUCGGCAAAACCACGGCGUGGCUUUCGGAUCCAGCUCAACACCGCCGCGUUCUCCUCUCUCUCUCUCUCAUAGCCUCUCUGGCCACGUUUCUCCUUACUGCCAUCAGCGCUCAGUUUCCGCCCUUCGAUGCGUCCCCGAAAGUUCUCCUCUUUUCCAAUGGCUCACCAUCUCUGCCACGUGCGCUCGCGAGCACCGUACUACGCUGGGACGCGUUCUACUUCGCCCACAUCGCGCGAGAAGGAUACGUUUACGAGCAAGAGUGGGCAUUUUUUCCGGGAUCUCCGCUGAUCAUGCGCAUGGUGGGGAGUGUCUUUCCACAAAGCGAAGAAGGGUUGAGCUGGGAGCUGGCCCUACUCGGGGGACUUGUCGCGUCGAGCGUGUCCGCGUUUUCCGUGCUCACGCUGUACGACCUGUCGCUGCUCCACCUAGGGUCCCCGGAUGCGGCGCUACUCUCGUCGGCGCUGUCUCUACUUCCCAGCAGCCCAGUGACCCUGCGCCUCGCCGGAUGUAGUGAACCAUUCUUCACCGCGCUUUCCUAUCAGGGCAUGCUUCACUGCGCGCGUGGGCAGUGGCUCCUCGCAACCCUCAGCUUUGCAUGUGCAGGCGCGUUCCGAUCGAAUGGCAUCCUGCUUUGCGCGUUUAUCCUCUGGGGUUUGGUCGCCGAGCCGCUGCUCGUUAAACGCCAGAUUCCCCUACGUGACACAUUCUACGCGGCGUUCCUGUCCGUGGUGGUGUGUGGCCAUUUCGCUGUGCAUCAGUACACCGCAUAUCGUGCAUUCUGUACGCACUCCACCUCACCCGCAGAGUGGUGCGCCUCCUUUCCUCCAACCAUCUACGCAGCCGUCCAGUCCAAAUACUGGUACGUCGGCUUCCUGCGCUACUGGACGCCUCAGCAGAUUCCCAACUUUCUCCUCGGCGCACCCCCACUGGCCCUGCUCUUCGCGUUCACCGGUCACUAUCUCCGGCAGUCUCUCGUCCCCCGCACCCUCGCCUCCUUCCGCCCCUCUUCACCCGGCGGCCACUCCGAAGCCCAGCGCUCGCCCUUCCUGCACGCCAGUCUCGCCCCACACGCGCUCCAUGCGUUUACGCUCUCCCUCAUCCUCCUCUUCGCCUCGCACACCCAGAUCGUCCUGCGUUUCGCAGCGGCGAUGCCGAUCACAUACUGGGCCGCGGCGUGGCUGUUGGUCGAGUGGCCACGGCUAGGCCAGUGGUGGGUCGGCUGGAGCGUCGUCUACGGCGCAGUGAGCUGCGUCCUGUGGGCGAACUUCUUGCCUCCCGCUUGA
Messenger RNA from Epithele typhae, 1308 nucleotides. Its product is annotated as glycosyltransferase family 76 protein. Bases 1 to 1308 code for a protein of 435 amino acids. The record is from RefSeq and is a predicted model, not a curated record. Gene Ontology annotation, biological process: GPI anchor biosynthetic process. Gene Ontology annotation, cellular component: endoplasmic reticulum membrane; mannosyltransferase complex. NCBI's taxonomy places the organism in Eukaryota, Fungi, Basidiomycota, Agaricomycetes, Polyporales, Epitheliaceae. The transcript is spliced from 3 exons. Gene Ontology annotation, molecular function: GPI mannosyltransferase activity; alpha-1,6-mannosyltransferase activity.